AUGUCGCAAUUUAUCCGCAAGCUGCAGGGCGGCAACCUCGAAGUCUUCAAGUUCGGCAUGUACGUUCUCUUUCCAAUCGGCUGGAUGUACUACUUCGGCACGAACCUGGACGACCGCUUCGCCACGAAAAACUUCUGGCCCACCGCCGAACAAUCAAACAAGAUUCCCCUGGACAAGGAGGAGAUUGAUCAGGAGUUGGCACGUAUGCGGAUGGUGGAUUCUAUGCGGAGGGAGCGGAGGGAGGCGCAGGCGGCUCAAUUUGCUGCUGCUCAGGCACAGGUUCAGGCACAGGGACAGGGGCAGCAGAGUGAGCAAUGA
Penicillium antarcticum is the source of this 318-nucleotide messenger RNA. RefSeq lists its product as uncharacterized. The transcript is spliced from 2 exons. The record is from RefSeq and is a predicted model, not a curated record. Gene Ontology annotation, biological process: mitochondrial respiratory chain complex IV assembly. NCBI's taxonomy places the organism in Eukaryota, Fungi, Ascomycota, Eurotiomycetes, Eurotiales, Aspergillaceae. Gene Ontology annotation, cellular component: mitochondrion; mitochondrial inner membrane. The coding region runs from base 1 to 318 and encodes 105 amino acids.